This is a messenger RNA of Aspergillus wentii DTO 134E9, 2080 nucleotides long. RefSeq lists its product as uncharacterized. Lineage: Eukaryota; Fungi; Ascomycota; Eurotiomycetes; Eurotiales; Aspergillaceae. The transcript is spliced from 2 exons. The coding region runs from base 77 to 1810 and encodes 577 amino acids. The record is from RefSeq and is a predicted model, not a curated record.
GUUGUCUCCUACACAUCCUCUAAAUUGCCUUUACGAACCGCUACCAUACGCUAUUGAAAUUGAGAUUUUCUCCAUGAUGUCCCCCUUCAAAGCAAUUUCACCGCAGUCCAAAAGCCUACGAAGAUCUGCUGCUACGCCAUUCCCUUAUCCACCUAUUCCAACUGACUGUAUCGACCCACAUAAUGACGCCCCCCCUGGGCAGAGAGCAACUCUACGUUCAAUGAUCGAAAUCCCGCGUAUAGCACUUUUCGAUACCCCGUGCCUGGAAAAUGCUGACAUCUGGAUUUUAAUAGGCACUAAAAUACAGCAAUGGGGGCAAAAGGAUGCCGCUGCUGCUCGAGCUAGUCUCGAGCCAACCGUUACUGACGAGAACGAGCAGUUUAUCCGCACUUACCAUCCCGCUCUCAGUAAGAUUGAGUGUGUAUGGGUCGUUCACGAGACUCCAGAAAAGUCGAUCUGGGUAGUCAGACCGUGCCACGAAGGAAUCAUAAUCUCUACCCAUGCAGGGGGUCGAGAGAUUCAUUUUCUUCCAACUGGACUCGCAGACUGGACCACAACAUGCUGGCCUAAACCCCGAUUCGAUCCCAUAUUUGCGACCCUGAAUCCCCGACGGUUUCUGACAGAAGGAGACCUGUGUAAGUUGCGGGACAUGUUCCCAUCUGCGGUUGGAGCAAGAGUCUUUAUCAGUGGUUUUAUCAUCGUUCUGUUCCAAAAUCGCUCGGACAUUGAAAACUCAUGGGACCUUGAUGGUUAUGCAACUCAGUUUGGCAACCUCAGACUUGGUUAUGAUGUGUUAGAAACCCAACCAACUCAAAAAGUACUUUCCCGAAGCUCAGCAAUUGUUGCCGCCCCAGACACAUUCGACGGAGCUGCGUCAAUUGGCUUGAAGAUUCGCUUUUCUGAUGGGAAAGAAGCCAUUACAGUUCCAACCCAUGCCUUUGUUGCAGUCCGCACGCAUGCCACGACGUUAGCCAAUCGCGUCGUAGAUUUAUAUCUACGAGUGAAGAAGGACUUGGCCAGAUUUAUACCUAUUAAAAAAGGAUUCACUCUCCCAAAGCUGUUCACAUCACGUGAACAUGCGUGGAGCAAUUCGCCUCUCGGGAAAAAGGUGUUUCUAGCGGGUGAAUCCCAAGAGAUCGGAACGUUAACGUACACCUACGACUCGAUAGAAUCGACACCCAGCUUCAUGCCAUUUCCAUGUGGCUUCCAGCACGACCUAUCUUUAGUCACGGCUGAUCCUUGUCAAAGCCUUAUGCGGGUUGAAUCACCAAUGGGCACACCACAAGUCGUUGGCUGGGGCAAUUACAAGGACGCACUUGAUGGCGAUCCCCUCUUUAUCACCGGGACUCACGCGACUACAGGUAGACUGAUGGAUAGAAAAGGACAGGGAGUCUCAAGAGCAGCACAGAAGGCACUUGCUGAAGGGGCUCAAUACACAUGGGAUAAGGAACUUUUGUCUCAAAAUGUCUCGAUCCUAUGGAGGACCGAGCAGGAUGAAGAUGCCCUGAAUGGAUUCUCAGGGAAUGCGCUUUGUCUAGGGGAAAUUUCAGACAGAACAUGUCUUGCUAUAUGCUUCCAAAACUUUGACACCCCUCUAUAUUCUAGGGAAUUUCUUGCAAAAGACCAUCGCCCACCCCCCUCAAAAGAAAUCAAUUUUCCUCGCAUACACGGGGGUUUUAUCCUGCCAGCCGAAGUUCGAAAUGCUGAAAUUCUAUGCGAUGCUGCUGAUAUUCCCUUGCCUAGUACUUUCCCCUGCCGGCAAAGAUCUACGAAGAACUUGAGAAGAUCCUUUUUUUCUCAUCUACCAUAGCUAAUAGAGCACCGCAGUAGGGACGGGCUCAAUUUGCUCGAAGGAGAAAUGCAAGCUAAGCGACAAGUGCUCAUAGAUUUUCAUGUUAGUAAUAAAGGGCUCGUUGAUAGUAUUUUAUCAGAGCUGUGGCUUUUUAUGUCGGCUAGACAUUCUUAGUUGAUGUUUUUUAGGAUCACUACUAGGUCGUCUUUUAAAAAAAAUAUUUUUUAUACGAGCUAAAUUCCAGGGAUGAGAUCAUGAAAUUUCCAGUAUCCCCAUGCUUUCAACUCG